Striga hermonthica is the source of this 594-nucleotide messenger RNA. Lineage: Eukaryota; Viridiplantae; Streptophyta; Magnoliopsida; Lamiales; Orobanchaceae. The record is from the annotation of a GenBank genome assembly.
AUGGACAAAAAACCAUGCAAAUCUCAAGAAGUUGAAGUGAGGAAAGGACCAUGGACUAUGGAAGAAGAUCUUAUUCUUAUGAACUACAUAGCUAAUCACGGCGAAGGCGUUUGGAACUCGCUUGCUCGAUCAGCCGGGCUCAAACGCACCGGAAAAAGCUGUCGACUGAGGUGGCUUAACUAUCUUCGACCGGACGUUAGGAGGGGAAAUAUUACGCCCGAAGAGCAACUUUUGAUUAUGGAGUUGCAUGCUAAGUGGGGAAAUAGGUGGUCGAAAAUUGCGAAACAUCUUCCGGGAAGGACAGAUAACGAAAUAAAGAACUACUGGAGGACUCGAAUUCAAAAGCACAUUAAGCAAGCCGAGAAUAAUUGCACGACCAGCCAACAAGGCGGCGAUCAGCACAGCACAGAUCAAGUCAGCACGAGCCAGAUUUCGGGCUAUGGCCCGACUGAUCAUGCAGUCGAGUCCUAUUCCCCAACCUCCUUGAAUGGGAAUGUGGAUGCUUAUCAAGCCCCUUUUCCCACUUACCAAACGAAUGAAAGCCUUUGGGGCAUGGAGGAUCUCUGGUCCAUGCAUUUGCUCAAUGGGGAUUAA